GCUUCACACUUCCGUUUGCUGAUGUUUCCUGGCCUUUCUUGUUGUCUUACAUAGGUGUGAAGUUGUCUUUGGAUUACUGAAAUGCAGCUCCGAGCCUCCCUGGAAAGCCCGCGGGAGCCCAAGGCGGACGGCAGAUGUCCUCCGGGGAGGUCCUGCCGCUCGCUGCUCCCGUCUUGUCGCCGGGCGGCCGAGCCCACGCCGGGGACGGCCACAGCCUCCCGAGGAAGGCCGGAGGGCGCCCGGCCCCGCCCGGCCCCGGGCCCCGCGGCGUCACGUGACGUCACGCGGGAGCUCCCGCGGCGCCACGCCCCUUGGCCCCGGCGGCGGCGGCGGCGGAGCCGGCUGGAGGUCCGGCCGGGACCGAGGGUGGGUGCUGCAGCGCCGAGCUGCCCCAGGGGCCCGCGGCCCGGCCAGCUCCGGCAGCGACCGUGGAGUCGGUGGAGAACUUGACCGCGAGCCCGUGCGUCGGAGCAGAGUUAGCCCUGACUGUGUCUGACGCCAGCACGGCCCGUGGCAGGCGUGGACGGAUGUGGGAUGCACAGGCUCACUCUUGGUUUUCAGCCUUCAUUGCCUACGGUUUAGUGAUGGCAUCCGAGAGGACUGGGUGGGAACGCCACAUUGCAAAACGAUCUGCUCAAGUUAAAUGAUGAGUUUCUGGCAAGUGCGAAGUAAGAAAUUAGAAGUGUCUAGAAUUAAUUGUUAACAGGCUGUUAAAACUUUGUGUGUUUUUGCUGUUGAAACGAAUGUUGAGUGCCCCAGGCGGGCUUCAAACUCACUCUGCAUGAUAUUGAACUCCUGAUUCUACCGUUUCCAUCUUCAGAGUACUGUCGUUAUAAUAAUAUAGUCAUGAGACAGCCUCCACAUCAGGUCAGGUUGUUUGUUUGUUUGUUUACUUUUAGGCUGUGCUAGGCAUCCAACCCAGGGCUCUGCGCAUGCUAAGUAAGCACUCUACCAACGGAACCACAUUCUUAGCUUUUCACUAAUUAUUUUAAAAUUAGGAUGUCCUGUGGCUUGUUUUAAGAUUCAAAGUCAGUAGGGGAAGGACCAAUUUGAAUACAAACAGCAGAUUCUACAGUGAAGCAAACAGAUAGAAUUACAGUCUCUUUUUAAACCAGCCCAAUAGUUUUCUGUGAUACUUAGGUGUUCUAGAAGACCUAGGAAUAAUACAGGUUUUAAAAGUUGAGUAGUGCUGGACAUGGUGACCAAGCCUGUAAUCCCAGCCAGAGAAGCAAAAGCAACAGUAAGCCUGGCCAGUUUGAGGCCAGCCUAGAAGGCAGUUUUCCACUCAUCUCAGAUCUGAGUGGAUAAUACUUGAUUCACUCACUGGGAUUGCACAUUCCAGGAUAAUUUUGUCCUAUCUUACCACGGCCAUACAAAUGUUGGAAUCUUUUAAGGGGCUGCUAGCAUUCAUUACUGUUACAGUAACUUCCCAGUUUUAUUUUUUUUUUAAGAUCUUAUUUUAUGUGUAUGAGUGUUUGCCUGCAUAUAUGUAUGUAUACCAUAU
Peromyscus leucopus (white-footed mouse) is the source of this 1504-nucleotide messenger RNA. RefSeq names its product translation initiation factor IF-2-like. NCBI's taxonomy places the organism in Eukaryota, Metazoa, Chordata, Mammalia, Rodentia, Cricetidae. The transcript has 2 exons. The record is from RefSeq and is a predicted model, not a curated record. Bases 82 to 450 code for a protein of 122 amino acids.